Molecule: messenger RNA, 1059 nt
Organism: Trichoplusia ni (cabbage looper)
Lineage: Eukaryota; Metazoa; Arthropoda; Insecta; Lepidoptera; Noctuidae
Product: histidine-rich glycoprotein-like
Exons: 4
Coding region: 1-672 (223 amino acids)
Cellular component (GO): extracellular matrix
Source: RefSeq, a predicted model, not a curated record
AUGCUCGCAAAGGUUUUCGUAUUAGCUACUGCUGUGGCAGCAAUCGUUGCAGUACCACAAGACUAUCACCACAACCACGGCCACGCCACCUCAUCUCAGAGUAUUGUGCUGCAUCAAACCCACGAGCCUCAACACCACUACCAGGGUCACCAGCAAGAACAUUACCAACAAGGACACCAAGCAGACCAACAUUCAGGACAACAUGGCCACGCUUCUUCAUCCCAGAGCAUUGUGUUGCAUCAAACUCACGAGCCUCAGCACCAAGGAGGCCAUCAUUAUGAGGGACACGAGCAGGGACAUUACUACGGAGGUCACCAGGAACAAUACCAUGGAGCACAACACGGUCACGCUUCCUCAGCACAAAGCCUCCACCAGCAGCACGGACAUGGGACCGUCAAACACGUUGAAUACUAUUUCUGGUUCUUUGUGCUUCAGGGUCACCCCAAAUACGAGUUCGCUUACCAAGUGUCAGACCCUCACACUCAUGACAUCAAGUCCCAGCACGAGACGCGUGACGGUCACCUCGUGCACGGCGAGUACAGCCUGCACCAGCCCGACGGCAGGGUCAGGACUGUCAAGUACCACGCCGACCACAAGACCGGAUUCAACGCCGACGUACACUACUCCGGUCACGCUCAACACAUCGUCCCUGAACACCCUCACCACCACUGAUUGCUGAAAUAUUUGACUGAUACAUAUUAAGUUUUGUUUAGUACUGUUAUUGAUGUUGUAUCAAAAAAUUAAAAUAUUUUUAAUUUUUAUAAUACCUUCUUUCUUUCAAAUGUGUACUUCUGAGAUUCACUAUUUAGUCUUCGAACUUGUAAAGGUGUUGUGUUUUGAAGUCUUACUUUUGAUAUCGUAACUGUAAUGAUGACUGACAUUGAAGAUUCAACGAACAGGUUAAAAAGGUACUUAAAAUUGUUUAAAGUAGUAAGUUAAAUUUAUUUCGAAAGUCGAAUGCCUUCAAUUGUUUCCUAAAGACGUACUUAGAUCUUCCCUGCAUUCAACAAUAGCUGUUGCCCGCGACUUCGUCCCCGUGGGUAGAAGAUAUAAGUUAUG